Messenger RNA from Ostrinia nubilalis (European corn borer), 2458 nucleotides. RefSeq lists its product as uncharacterized. NCBI's taxonomy places the organism in Eukaryota, Metazoa, Arthropoda, Insecta, Lepidoptera, Crambidae. The record is from RefSeq and is a predicted model, not a curated record. Bases 83 to 2458 code for a protein of 791 amino acids. The transcript has 6 exons.
UAGUUUCUGAAAGUGCUGAUUACUAUGACGCGAACUCAACACGUCAUCUCAUUUGAGUUUGUUGAUUGUGAUAUGUGAUAUUAUGUGCUGCCUUAUUUUCUUUGGUGUUUUUCUAGUUCCAAUGUACCGGAGGGCUUUCUUUUUAAUAUUUCUAUUGGGGGGCAAAUCUAAAGCUUCUGAUGAAGCCGAACCAUCUUACGAAUGUGGCCGGCAUGGCAGAUUCGAAUACUGUAUCGAUGGAAUUCCUGGCUGUGUAGUUGGGUGUCAUUGUCAUCCAGGAUAUUACUUUGAUACUGAUUCCAAAAUAUGUGAACCAAACACAAAGCUGACCAAUGAUUAUAGACGACACUAUAGGCUAGAACCAACCCGGGCACCAAUGGUAACUUUCGGUCAAUUAACCAUCCCAACUCUUACGACAACCAACCCCAUUGAUGAAAAAGUUGACACCAUAACUAAAGAUACCGACGACCUUGGUGACUGGCUUUACAACCAGUUCUUUAAAACUAUAGAAAAUCAAGUCAUUAACAGCACCGAUGACGAAAAAAUGACGAGAAGAAGUGGUAGUCAAUUUCCUAAACCUAAAAGUUUGAGGCGUUCACGCAAAAGAAGCAGAAAGACGUCAAAGAGAAAAAAAUCUAAGAAAAAAGGGCUAAAAAAGAAAAUAAUGAGGAUUACUGAAGACGACAGUCUAUUUGAUUCAAGCUCUGACUCGAGUUCGGAUGAAAGCAGUAGUUCCACAGAAAGUGACAGUGAUAGUUCAGAUGACGAACAUGGGCACAGGAAAAUUCUACUUCUCAACAAAAAGCCAAAGCCUCCAUUGCCUUCGUUUAUUUUUUUGCCAAACACCGCCGUCAACACUCCAUUUUAUCCUCCUAUAGGGUUACCCCCACCACCAGCUAUCGUUCCUAUGUAUCCAAUGGUACCGGUACCACCUGUUGACUAUCAAGGACAUGCAGACUGCAAUGAUGAUAGCAAGACCACCACAACGACAACGACAACGACCACGGCAAGUAGUUCAGCAGACACCACGACAGACACUACCACUGCCGCCGCCACUCAAGACACUACAACUGAUACAGUCCUGAGAGCCAGAGAAUCGCCAGCACUGAGGAGCAGUAAACAUGGGCAUCGAAAUAAAUUGCAACAAUUCCGUGAAAAAAUGAAAAGGCGAAAUAAACCACCUUCCAUGAAUUUUCUUGAUAACUAUCCAGAUCCAGAAACACCUUACGCUAAUGAUCCCGAAGCACCUCCAAUACCGUUUGAUUUUAGGUCUAAAGAUAUGUACGACCAAAUACCUCCAAUCGAAGAUGUUGAUUUUAAAUACCUUUCUCAGCUUAUACAUAAAAUUGACCUUAACAAAACCAAACCAGAUUUACCAUUACAACUCAGGCAACGAAUGAUGGAUGCACCAAAUCGUCCUUUCCGAAGAACUUAUUCAGUGAAUCCUCCAGCACAUUACGAUUUGACACAGAAAUUGAGACCGGCAUCAAAGGCCGACGAAGUCAAUGAUUCUUAUUAUAGUAAUUUGGGCAAACAAAUAGCUUCAUUGAUCAGAAAAGUGGACACAGAUGGCGAACGCCGUAUAAAUAUAGAAAUAGAACAACAAAACCAAGAUCCAAUGCAAACAAUUCUCAAUGAAAAUAGAUAUUCGCCGCGGUCUUAUUGGGAAAGGUUUAUACGCUCGCCUUUAAAACAAAGCUUUAUGGAUCGAAAAGAAAUCAAUAGGCACAGUAGUGAGAGUUUGUUUGAUCUGGAAGAUCAGGUGCGUAUAGCAGCUGAAAUCGAAAGAACUUUAAGUUUACAAGAGCUUGAAAAUAUAGCCAAUAUAAUGCAAACAACUCAAUCGAAAAUCUCACAGAAAAGUUCAAAGAAUGUAACUCCAGUGUCAAGUAGUCGUGGUUAUAACAUCAAUUUACUACCUCGAUUCAAUAGAAGAGCUAACUCUGUCAAAGAUGUGGAAAGUAAGAAGAUGAUUGCCGAGGAAAAAACGAGCAGUAACAUGGUUACGACCCUUCAUCGCAACAUUUAUCCGACACAUAUUUCACAAAACGCGGUUAUGUACAAUAACAAUAUUAACAAAAAUGAAACGCAGCAGAAUCUCACCAUUCUUGCCGAGAGCAAAAACAAACUAAAUUUUCUUAGCAAUAUAUUAAAAUUGAAAGCUCCUCAUAAGACGCCUCUUCAUCACCAAGUCUCAAGGAUCGUGCAUAAGAACAUUACGAACCCUAAAAUGAUACCAGCACAACAAAUUGUGAAAUACCAAUUAAACCCAAUGAUGAUAAACUACAAGAGCUUGAAAUACAUUGGCAAUAAUCAUAAUAAACAAUAUCAGGUGCAACAAUCAUUCAUGCCAUUUAACAUGCCGUUUUUCUCUAAGCCAACUGCGAAGUAUAUUGGCAGAAACAGCAAACCUUCGUAUUUCCACCAUGAAUUACAUCAUUUUGACUAUUUCGAAUAA